Messenger RNA from Cuscuta campestris, 1320 nucleotides. The record is from the annotation of a GenBank genome assembly. NCBI's taxonomy places the organism in Eukaryota, Viridiplantae, Streptophyta, Magnoliopsida, Solanales, Convolvulaceae.
AAAACUAUAUUAGAGGGAUGUGGAUCCCUCAACAUCAUAUCCGAAUUCCAAAUCCUACAAGAUUUCAUAAUUACACAUCCUGAGCCGCGAAGCAGCCAGAGAGUGCGAAUCCAUGGAUGGGAGUAGCGAUAAUUCGAGCACGAGGCCUUCAAUUCUCCGCUGGAAAAUCCUUCGCCGUGCUCUUCUUCGUCGCCCUGCAUCUCCUCCAGAUUACCAAUCCCAAUUGGACAUUGAAAAGGUAUCAAGAAAGGCGAGUCAGGGUUUCAAUUUGAUACCCUGCAGCCUGCUGGAAAAUUGUUCAGAAGACAAGUCAGAUGCUCUCUUAAGAAAGGACACCACGUGCAGCUCAAGAGACACUCUUCUUUGCUAUACUUUGCCCCUUCCCAAUUCUCCCCAACUUGCCGUUCACCAGAGAGUGAAUGAUAUUUUGGAUCUAAAUGACUUUCAGAUCUGUAAUGAAUGUAAUAUUGACAACACAGGACUUGUUUGUCAAUGGCCAUCCGAGGAUGUCCUUGCCUACUACUGCUUGUCACAUGGCGACAUGUUCAGGCAUAAGAGAGUAAUUGAACUUGGAUCAGGAUAUGGCGUAGCUGGCUUAGUGGUUGCAGUAGCCACAGAUGCACUAGAAGUGGUAAUCACUGAUGGGAAUCCUCAGGUUGUUGAUUAUAUACAGCGAAGUGUUAUUACCAAUUCAGGCGUGUUCGGCAGUACAGUGGUUAAGUCAAUGAUUCUACAUUGGGGUCAGGAAAAUGUCUCUGAUAUUUCCAGUACUUUUGAUUACAUUAUUGCAAGUGACUGCACUUUCUUCAAGGAAUUCCAAGAAGGGCUGGCUGAAACCAUCAAGUUAUUGUUAAACAAAGAGGGUCCUUCUGAAGCUCUACUAUUUUGCCCUAAAAGAGGGGAUUCAUUGGACAAGUUUCUUGGAAAGGUGAAAAGCAUUGGAUUGAGUUUUAGCACUGAAAUUAAAUAUGACUCUGAAAUUUGGAGGCGUCAUGAGAGAUUCGUAGAUGGCGAUGAAUCCUGGCCCAAUUACGAAAUGGAUCACUGCUAUCCUCUACUGGUCAGAAUCUCGCGGUAAAAGGUCCACACAUGGAGGAGAGAGUUACAAUCAAUCAAAUUGAAUUGAAAAAUUAAUGUCGGUCAAAUCUCGUAAGCAGAAACAGGAAGAAUGUUUUAGGAGGGAGGGAGUAGUAAAUUGACGGCCUACCAUUGGAUAGAGCUACAAGUUCAACAACCUCGGGAUGUUCGGAUAUCAUUACUUUGAGUCAUUUUGUUACUCUUCGUCUCAAGUUAUUAUUAUUAUAAAAUUUUUAUUUUUUA